Messenger RNA from Bemisia tabaci, 1550 nucleotides. RefSeq lists its product as uncharacterized. The record is from RefSeq and is a predicted model, not a curated record. NCBI's taxonomy places the organism in Eukaryota, Metazoa, Arthropoda, Insecta, Hemiptera, Aleyrodidae.
GACCGCAGCUAACUCUAACACGGGAGACAUUUAUCCGAAGGCGCAACGACUUAAUUUUCGAACUUAUCCGGUUUACUUAAAAAAAAAUUAAUCUACUUAUAAUGGAACCCUUCCAUAAAGCUUUGAGUUGUUUACUGUAUAUUUCUAUUUUUAUUUUGUGCUCCAGUGGUAAAGUUAUCGAAGUCAAUAGCGAUGAUUUGAUUUCUCAUGAGAGUACGGCACUUCAAAUAAAAUCUGAUCAAAAUCAAGACAUGGGUCUAGAGCCUCGUCAGGUGAAAACUAGACUGACGAUUGUUCGGAGGACUCGACUUCAUCACAAACCAAAUCUAAGAAAAUUUCCAAAAGGAGCUGUAUACAAAAAAUAUAAAGUGCCUCCCAUAUACGUGACGUACAGAUGUCCGCCGAAAAUCGGAUUGUUGCUGUGCAGGGCUAGUUGCGAGAAAAAAAGGAACACGAUAGGAUCUUGCGAUGGUGGCGUCUGCGUGUGUCUUCUCCUCACACCCGGAUUCCGGGGCCCAGGUGUCUUUGUAAGGAGAGCAAACUGCAAGAUACAAAAGGCGCUAUGCCAUCGGUUCUGCGUAUUCCAGUUCGGGCGGAGCGCCUACGGCGCCUGCAGGAAGAGCAGGUGCAGAUGCAUCACGAACCCCGCGAUCUCGGCGCGGAACCGGGGGACCGCCUGCGAGCAAGCGCGGAGGCGGUUGGCGUACCUGGAGGCCCGCCUCAGGGCCAUCCUCCGGAAGCGACCGUCAGCCCGGACAGCUGCCGAGAGGCGGCUUCUCAGAGCGGUCCGAAGAGCACCGCAAGUUAUAAAACGCUUCAGGCGCGGCCGACGACCGACCAGGAAGUCCAAAUCCGGGGGCAAGAAGUCGUCAUCGGGCAAGAAGAAGAAGAGGAAGGACGACGACGAUGAUGAUGACGAUGAUGACGACGAUGAUGAUGGCAAGGAUAAAGAGGACGAUGAUGAUGAUGAUGAUGAGAAAGAUGACCCUGCUGUACAGGCGAUAAAGGACCCCAAGAAGCAACAAGAGCUUGAUCGUGAUGAUCCUAAGAACUACCCCGGUGACCAGUACUUGGACCCAGAACAGCAAGCUCUUGUCGAAGAUGCCAGGCUUCGGGAGCAGCAGCGGCUUCGGGACCUGGAGAACAAGCGGCCCGAACUCGAUGAAGGAGCGUGCCCGAUGAAACCAGGCGAAAGCGAGGCAGAGCGGCAAACCAGGGAGCUAGAAAAGCUGCUUCAAGAACAGCAAGACCAAGAUGAUGAGUACGGUACGCAAUUCGAGGACGCAUUCGAGACUGCGAAACCGAAGAGGACUCAGCAAAGCGAACUGGCCUCCCAGAAACAAUUCGAUCAGGCUCAGUUGCUACCCUUCGUCGGGGACUUCUUGGAGCACACAGACCAUUAUUUCAGGAAAAAGGAAGAGCCUCCCCGCGAGAAAAUCUCCCGCAACGCCGCGCAGUCCGACUUCCUCCUCAUCUGAGGGCAAUGUUGCCGUAUUUUCUGGAACAACCUGCCAACGUUGCACUAGAGUCCCUUUAUACUGAGAGUCAAG